Messenger RNA from Gymnogyps californianus (California condor), 1574 nucleotides. RefSeq names its product NmrA like redox sensor 1 (gene NMRAL1). The record is from RefSeq and is a predicted model, not a curated record. Lineage: Eukaryota; Metazoa; Chordata; Aves; Accipitriformes; Cathartidae.
AUGGCUGAGAAGAAACUGAUCGUGGUGUUCGGUGCAACCGGGGCUCAGGGGGGCUAUGUGGCCCGGGCUCUGCUAGAAGAUGGGACCUUCCGAGUGACGUGGAGCCCCAUGAAGAAGGAGGCUGAGGAGCUGAAGCAGAGGGGAGCUGAGGUCGUGAAGGCAGAACAGGACGAUGAGCCAUCACUGGAGCUGGCCUUGGUGGGUGCUUACGGAGCCUUUGUUGUAACCAACUUCUGGGAGCACUGCAGCGAAGAGAAGGAAAUCACACAGGGAAAGCGGCUUGCUGACCUGUCGAAGCGCCUCGGUCUGCACCAUGUCAUGUACAGCAGCCUGGAGAACGUGAAGCAGCUGACAGGGAGCCGGCUGGAGGUGCUCCACUUCGACGGCAAAGGUGUGGUGGGGGAGUACUUCCAGAAAGUUGGUGUUCCCACCACGACCAUCUGACUGCCGUUCUACUUCGAGAAAUUCCUCUCCAUCUUCAAGCCACAGAACGUCCCACAGGGCGAUACCUUUGUCCUGGCGCUGCCCAUGGGGCACACCCCCAUGGAUGGGAUGGCGGUGAAGGACAUUGGGCCUGUUGUGCUUUGCCUGCUCAAGUCCCCGGAGGAGUACGUAGGCCAAGUGGUCGGGCUCAGCAUUGACAAGCUCACUGAGGCAGAGUACGCUGCUGUCCUCUCCCAGCAGACGGGCAAGAUCGUGGAAGCCAGCAAGAUCUCACCAGAGGAGUAUGAGAAACGUGGCUCGCCUGGGGCCAAGGAAAUGGCCGCUAUGUUCCGUUUCUAUGCCCUGAAGCCAGACUGCAACGUGGACCUGACCAUGAAACUCAACCCCAAGGCCCGCGCCGUCCAUCAGUGGGUGGCAGACAAUAAGGCCGCCUUCUGAACCUUCCACCCCAGCUUCCACAGCAGGUAGCGGGAACUGGCCAAGGAGGUGAGCUGCGCUGAGCCACGCUGCCUUUCCAGCAGCUGACCCCGAAAGGCUGACCCUGCCAGAGCCGGGAAGGGCUUUGGUCCAUGUGCGUGCUGCAGGGCUCUCCUGCGACUGGCUUGAGACUGUUUAGAGCAGUGCAACUAGAAUGAGAGGAGAGGCUGUACAGCUGCAGGCAGGCAGAAGCGCUACCUUUGCACGCUGUUUUCAGGGCAGUGUUUGUUUAGCACUUCGGGGUGUUUUCAUGGCUGUAGGGUGCUGGCGGCUCGUUUUCCCAGGAUCACCCUCUUUCCUAGGCAGCUCUGGCAUACAGCACCACUUGGUGGGCUGAAUGCAUAGUACCUCUGGGCCCCGCAGGGCAGUGCCUUCUCUGCAGCCACUGCAGGUACCCACAACCAGCACUGCUGCGGGCUCCUAAGCAAACAGAAAACUCCAGGGUUUCUCCAUGGAGCAGGUUUGGGCACUGCAGGUGAGCCAGCAGCACGCCUGGAGAGGCAGAGUGCUGCAUUAGCACCACGCUGGCAAAAGGGGACUGCGCAGUGACUUCCUGUGCUGUGUAACAUGAAAGCUGAGCCUAAUUCCUCAAGUCAGACAGAGCUAAUUUCAGUCACUGCCCCCGUGAGUUGAGUAAAACCUUUGCAAGACUG